GCUGCCGGCCAGCCACACUCACAGGAUUGUUUGUUAAUAGUCCAAUUAGAUAAUUGCCAUCUUUCACUCCUUUUCCUCUCUGUUUCCCAUAAAGACAUGAAUGACACUCAGGGAGGGGGGUGGCUUGAAGAGGGCUUCUGCCUAGCUAAGGUGACAAGAAGGGCAAGAGAAUGCCCCUUGCACUAGGCCACAGGUUUGAAUUGAAUCACUGUGGCCUAAUCAAUGGUCUUAUUGGAUUACUGGCCACUGCUGUGUUCUGAGAUAUUGUUGCACUGACAAUGAAAAUAGCUAAGAGUUUGGUGGUUGGGUGGGUGGGUGGGUAGUGGGCUGGACGGCAAGUGGUAGAGAGAGGUAGGGGCCAUUCCAGAGGUAUGUGUGACUGAGCAAGAGAGUGGAGGUAGACCAAGCACUAAUGAUGAGUUUUGUUCUUCUUUUUGUCUUUUUCAAACACGCAGGUUAAGAUUAUAAGAGCUGAAGAUGGCUUCUGGGGUGCAAUCAUUUGAAUACAGAAGAAUGUGGCAUUAGUGGCUAGGACUUCGCUGGUUUGUUCUGCAUAGCUCUUUGAGUGAACAGAAGACGACAGAGGAAACUUUAACACGAUUUUCGUUAAAGCAGAGCACGGUGUUGGUCCAGCGCUCAAACUGUGGCUCAUUGCCUUCAUAUAUUUUGAUCGACAUGGAUUUGUUUGUUAUCCUCUUCACUUGAAUGUCUCUGUCCCUCUCUCUUUCUCAGUGUCUCUUGCCUACAGUAGCAUAGAGGCGAGAUCCACACAUUGCAGAAUUUCGUUGAUUGGCGAGAGAGCUGAAGGGAAAAAUGGAAUCAAAGUUCGCUGACAUGCUGCGGCAAUCAGGUGUGCUGUGAAAAGUCAGGGAGAAAAAUGUCUGGCUGUGUUCUGCAGAUGGAAGAAUGAAGCACCCGGGAACUUUUUUCACGUCUGGAGGAGUCGUACCCCUGUGAUUGUAUGCGUUCAUGUGGGGUUCAGGGAGGCUUGGUUGCGAGACUAGACCAAUCAUUUGUCUUGAUUCUCUGGGCUGAGAGCAGGCAAACUGAGGGGGACGGGACAAGCAAACCCCUCUAUCAAGACCUGAUCUAUUUCCCCAAACAAUUUAGUGUAUUCAUGAGGUUACGCAAAUGUGGAGGCAGCAAAAUUACCGUAAUCAAUUGAAACAGCGAGUGCGCAUCCAUGGCUCUGAUUAUCUGGAGAUCAUCUAUCAACCUGAUGUCUAUGUAACAAGGAAAAGGUGGCAUUGAAUUACUGUUCAGUUUCACUGAGAAGUCCAUGAUCAUUGGGCAAGGGAGUUUGGUCAUUGAUAAUAGGGCUCCUUGGUCGGCUGACGGAAGUAUUUCACCAAACAUUAGAUAGCUACCUCUGUCCUGCUGAAAGGUGGUGUUUUGAAACUAAAACCCACACUGUCCAGACAAUCUGGUGCGCCGUGUUCUUCGUAAUCUUCUUUUUUUCCUCCUGACAAAAGAAAAAAGAGGCGGACAAGCUGCAAGUCCAAGAGGAUAAACUGAGCAUGGAGGUCAGGUACAACCAAGAGACGGAAGGGAUGGGGCUGAAGAAUGGACUCAAAAAGGGAAAAGAUGACAAGGACUCCCAAGGCAGUUUGUCCAAAAGCUUCCUCAAGGAGCAGCAGGACUCCUUUUCCCCCUCUGGGACCAUGGACAACUGCGAGAAGAACAGGGGGAGCACGGGGGACCCAGAAUACUGUCGGAGAAUACUAGUCCGAGAUGCUAAAGGCUCCAUCCGAGAGAUUAUCCUGCCGAAGGGUUUGGAUUUGGAUCGACCCAAGCGAACCCGCACCUCCUUCACUGCAGAGCAACUCUACCGCUUAGAGAUGGAGUUUCAGAGGUGCCAGUAUGUGGUUGGGAGGGAACGGACAGAACUGGCCCGCCAGCUCAAUCUGUCUGAAACACAGGUGAAGGUCUGGUUCCAGAACCGUCGCACUAAGCAGAAGAAGGACCAGGGGAAGGACUCUGAGCUGAGAUCAGUUGUUUCAGAAACAGCAGCAACCUGCAGUGUCCUGAGGCUGUUGGAGCAGGGUCGGCUGCUGACUCCUCCAGGCCUUCCGGGCCUCCUGCCACACUGUGGUAGUGGCACGCUGGGGUCUGCCCUGCGGCCUCCGUCCAUGGCCAUGGCCAGCAAUGGCAGCAGUAGCAGCAGCAGCAGCAGCAGCAGCAGUGGUGGGAGCACCGGUACGGCAGGCAGCAGCCCUCCUCUACCUUCCGCCACCAGCUCAGGAACAGUGGCAGGCCUGCAAAGCUCACCAGCAGCUCAUAGCUUCUUCAGCUUUCCCAUGCCCUCCUUACUCAGUGGCGUCACCACCCGCAUAUCCUCCAACCCACUGUCUGUGGCUGGCUCAUUAGCUGGCAACCUGCAGGAACUUUCUGCCCGCUACCUGAGCUCCUCUGCUUUUGAGCCUUACUCGCGGACCAAUGGCAAAGAAUCCAUGGACAAGAAAAUUCUGGAAUGAUGAUUUGUUUUUGCAUAUAUAUAUAUAUAUAUGAAUUUUUGGUUUCCUCUGGACAUGUUUUAGUUGUUAUCUUGGCUUUUAUUGUCUUUGUUUGGUUUUGCUCAUUCCCUUUCAUCUGUCUGUGUCACGUUCUGUAGCAGUUCUUGUAUUCCAGUUGCACUUCUGGUGCCUUGUACCAGUUAACAAACUAAGACCUUCACAAACUCAUCUAACAGAGUGGCAGUGGAAAGAUUUUGCACAAAAUGCUAAUCACCUUUGUUACAGAGAUUUAGAGACGCAGGAGGGUGCUGAUACUGUAUCUUUCAGGUUUCCAUGAAGCAAAUGUCUUCAAUCUAUUAAUACAAAAUAACAAUACACAAAGGAGCCCAAAAAAUAUGGUUGCU
This is a messenger RNA of Scatophagus argus, 2857 nucleotides long. It is a transcript of the gene vax1, whose product is annotated as ventral anterior homeobox 1. Gene Ontology annotation, biological process: central nervous system development; brain development; regulation of DNA-templated transcription. The coding region runs from base 1518 to 2474 and encodes 318 amino acids. NCBI's taxonomy places the organism in Eukaryota, Metazoa, Chordata, Actinopteri, Scatophagidae. The transcript has 3 exons. Gene Ontology annotation, molecular function: DNA binding; DNA-binding transcription factor activity, RNA polymerase II-specific. The record is from RefSeq and is a predicted model, not a curated record.